Molecule: messenger RNA, 2236 nt
Organism: Pseudocercospora fijiensis CIRAD86
Lineage: Eukaryota; Fungi; Ascomycota; Dothideomycetes; Mycosphaerellales; Mycosphaerellaceae
Exons: 1
Coding region: 193-1452 (419 amino acids)
Cellular component (GO): cytosol
Molecular function (GO): holo-[acyl-carrier-protein] synthase activity; magnesium ion binding
Source: RefSeq, a predicted model, not a curated record
UUCCCCACCAAACACUCCCAGCCCAGCCCACCGCAACGCAACGCAUCACCUACUACUGUCCGCGUACGACACGACCACAUCAAUCCGAAAGCCGACAUCCCUCUUGGCCUCACCUUGUUUUGUCCGGUUCAUGUGUAAUCCCUUUCGAGGGACGCCGACCUGCCCGUGCCCGUGCCCGUGCCCGUGCCCGUCAUGUCCACGUCCGGCCUGGUCAUGUCGACGCGCAAGCGAGCGCUGUCACAGCGCAUCCCACUCGCCAUAUCGACGCACUUCCCCGAUAUCUCGACGUUGAUGAACAGCCUGGCGAGCGGGCUCACCACGGCAACCACCAGCUUCCCGCUACCCAACGACCAGGGUGAGAUAUCAUGUUGGCUACUCGACACAAGGACUCUGUGGCCCGGCACCAACAUAUGGUCUGCUACGGGAGCUUCAGAGGCAAUGGCCCUGGUCUCGCAGGCAGAGCAGAAGGCAAUCUCGAGUAAGAUGUUUAUCCAGGAUGCGAGAAUGAGUUUGGGCUCUGCAUUACUUAAGCGCUUGUUCAUAUCCAAGACGCUGGACAUUCCAUGGAAAGAUGUAGGACUCGCGAGGAAGGGAGACCCCAAGCAUGGAAAGCCGUGUGCAGUCGACGCUGUGGGAAGACCGAUUGAAGGCAUUGACUUCAAUGUGUCGCAUCAGAAUGGCUUGGUUGCUCUGAUUGGCUGGAAUGGCAAGAAGAGGCAUAAAUACCUGCCGAACGGCGGCAUUGAAGGAACAAUAUCACCCAUGGCCAAUUUUGAGCCGGAUGUCAUGGUUGGCGUUGACAUUGUGUGCGUAAACGAGCGGGACGACUACCGGACAAUCGAUGCAGAGGGCCUUGAUGGAUGGGUAGACAUCUACGACUUUGUCUUCAGCGAUGAGGAGCGGUGGAGCAUGAAGUACGAUGUGGAUUAUGUCACUCUUCUGGACGGAACCAUCUUGAACAGAGAUGAAAUCGGUCGCCACGACAGGUGCAUUCAGCGAAAUAUGCAAAUCUCUCUCACCACUCCUGCUGGACGUGACGUGACAUUCAACUCCGAUCAGCUUAUCGAGGCCAAGCUACGACGCUUUUAUACCUUCUUUUGCUAUAAGGAAGCCUACAUCAAGCUUGCUGGCGAGGCAUUGCUUGCACCAUGGCUCAAGCAACUUGAGUUCUUUAACGUACGAUCACCCAAGCCAGGAAGUCCAGCUCGAUGCAGCACCAUUGGCCAAUGGGGAGAGGAAGUCGACGAUGUAGAAGUCCACAUGAACGGGCAAGAAGUGUCCGACGUGAGGAUGAAGAUUCAGUCCUACGAAGAGAGCUUCAUGGUCUCAACAGCCAUCCAAGGAGAAGUCCAAAACCUCAAGAUACCCAGCUUUAAGAAGUUGGACUUGCGCGCAGACGUUCUGGCCUACGCGCACAAACAUUUGAACGUCUCACCUUCGGACUAUAGGUGAGCCCAUCCGCGAGACCAGCGCUCCGUAGCGCUUGGUGAAGAAGAUAUCAAACCUCGCGCUUACACGACGAGCAGAGUAAGCAGCCCGACUCAAGCUCGGCUGUGACCGUACCACAGCUGCGACGAUACAUCAGCUGAUGCAUCGUAUGGACACGAUGUGAAACAGAGGCUGGUGCCACGACCAUGUUCUGCAUAUCUGCUUUCAUCAGCAUGAAGCAGUUCUUGAAACGGCACGCCUGGCUCGUUAGUGGGCUAGCGAGGGCUAGCCAUCGGAGUUCGCUUCCGGGCAAUAAAGGUUAAUCGCACUGUCCAACACCGUCUGCUUUCCCGCGUCUCUUCCAAGACGGGUAUGUUGACGACUUGCGCCGAAAUAUAUCGAGAGAAAUGCAUCCAAGACGUGGAGCAUGGAAUACAACAUGGACAGUUGCACGCCGGCCACAGUGACAGCAGCGAACUUGCAGUCUCUAGAUCACCGGGAGGUUUUGAGAUCCUUUUGACGACCCUGGACGGUUCUGGGCUUCAGAGAGGAGUUUUGUUGAAUUUUCCAGCAUUUGAAUGGGAGCGGAGUGGCGUUGGGAUGGAUUUAGGCCAUGGCAUGAAGCGGGACACGCACACGUUACAUCUUCGAUACGUUUGUCAUUUGCAUCAUCAGCAUCAUUGAUGAGCGUCACCCUCUAGGAUAAUGCCUAAUCGUGUAGCAGCAAGGCAUUGAGGAGAUUCCGAAUCUACUACUGCAUGCAUGUAGCCUGUCGGAAGUAAUGUAGAAACCACCAUUUCAACCACAG